Syngnathus acus (greater pipefish) is the source of this 1135-nucleotide messenger RNA. It is a transcript of the gene sdhaf2, whose product is annotated as succinate dehydrogenase complex assembly factor 2. The coding region runs from base 116 to 607 and encodes 163 amino acids. Gene Ontology annotation, cellular component: mitochondrion. The transcript is spliced from 4 exons. Gene Ontology annotation, biological process: protein-FAD linkage; mitochondrial electron transport, succinate to ubiquinone; tricarboxylic acid cycle. NCBI's taxonomy places the organism in Eukaryota, Metazoa, Chordata, Actinopteri, Syngnathiformes, Syngnathidae. The record is from RefSeq and is a predicted model, not a curated record.
AUCGCGUCACGUGUCUAGCGUGGGCCAAUCACAUCGUGUGUGACGUAAAGGGGCGUUUAUUGUUUCUGACGUUACGCGACAAGUCUGCAGAGGUUACCGUCGCCAGUCAAGUAAAAUGUUGUCCUCGAUCAUUGCGAAAAGACUGGUGCCAGGGAUCUGCCAGACAGCAUGGAGACCUGUGGUCACUGGCCUGGUACCGACCCGUUGUUACCGUGGCGAUGCACCGGAUGAUGCUAGGACUGACCUGAUUGAGAUCCCCUUGCCCCCUUGGGAAGAAAAGGCCGGCGAGCCCAUUGACAUCAAGAGACGUCGCCUUCUCUAUGAGAGCCGUAAAAGGGGCAUGUUGGAGAACUGCAUAUUGCUCAGCAUUUUUGCCAAGCGAUACCUGAAUACGAUGAGUGAGACCCAGCUGCAGCAGUAUGACAGACUCAUUAAUGAACCAAGCAAUGACUGGGACAUCUACUAUUGGGCAACAGAGGCUCAGCCCACACCAGACAUUUACCAAGGAGAGAUCAUGGAUAUGCUAAAGGAGUUCACAAAGAAUCGCAAUCAGGAGCAGCGUUUGGAUGCCCCCAGCUUGGAAUACCUGGAAAAAGAAGGCCAAUGAUGAUCAUUCCCCUUUUAACAAACUCUUUCAUUUGAGUGCUGAAUGAAACCAUGGUAAUAACCUACUGUGGAAAACGUCCGAGUGGACUACUGUACAGUCGGUUGCCUCCAAUGUUUUGUGGGUUACAAUGUAAUGAUAACAUUUAUUCUUUAUUCUUCCCACAUGUCCCCCCAAUACACUACCCAACGCUUAUAAGAGGUGCCCUGAAGACAUAUUAUUAUGUGUGAUACAAUUAGUUUUAUUUGCAUGUUAUUUUAUAAACGUUGAUCUUCUCUGGGUACUCUCAUCACCAUUUUCCAGUUGCCAGAGGUUUGGUUAUUACUUUAGUGUUAGGCAUAUCCACAUUCAGGGCCGGAAAUAACAAGGAGUGGAAUAAAUCACUUUUUGUAAUCAUUAGACCAUUUCUUGCCAGAAUUUCUGUCUCAUUGUUUUGCAUUUGAGAGGCACCUUCAUGUAAAUAAAGUAAACAUGACAGUACCUACUGUAGCGUCUAAUGUGAAGAGUUGUGAAAUAAAUAUCUUAUGUAGA